Molecule: messenger RNA, 768 nt
Organism: Peronospora matthiolae
Lineage: Eukaryota; Oomycota; Peronosporomycetes; Peronosporales; Peronosporaceae
Source: the annotation of a GenBank genome assembly
AUGGAGACGUCGACAUACUCUGGUGAUGGUCCAGAUCGUCUCCCCCUUAAUCGCCGGUUUAGGGAGAUUGACAUCGCCAUAGCGUCAAGGUUGAUUGACGCUCCGACGGCCAAGGUUAAUUUCCUACUGUCUCGGCUUGUUGGUAAAGCCAAAGAAUGGGCUCUUGGGAAGCUCGUUGUAAACGAGUUGGCAUUCCCCACGCUGGACGAUAUCCAGCGCGACUUACGACUGGCGUUCGAGCCCCCUCAAGAUGAGUCACGCUUGCGCGCAGAUUUCUUUUCACUUCGACAGGGCAAGCUGUCGAUGCGUGAUUACGUACAGAAGACGCGACAUCUUGCUUCGUGUAUCAUCACGCAGCCGAUCGACAUGGCGUCUCAAGUUCAUGUCUUUGUCUUUGGUAUGCAAGAGGGCAUGACCCGCUAUUGCCUCACACGUGCUGAACCUAAGACUCUUGAGGAGGCAUUUGCCCUCGCGCUUCGUGAAGAUUACACGGUCGCAUCGUCAUAUUUGCAGGCAGCGUCGCAACGCCCGCGUACGUCUGGCCCAGAGCCUAUGGAAAUUGACGUUAUCGAUGCAUCUCGUGGUCGCGGCAAGCAAUUUGGCCGCGACAUUCGAAGUCAAAACACGAUGAAGUGUUAUCGGUGCGGCAAGACUGGCCAUCGUGCGGCCGUCUGCCGAGCACCAGCGCCGGUGUCCAUGAACACAGCUGUCUCACGUGGAGAUACUGUGUCGUCAGUGGUCCCGCCAAAAAACGAGCGGUUCCAGUAG